Molecule: messenger RNA, 1659 nt
Organism: Colletotrichum higginsianum IMI 349063
Lineage: Eukaryota; Fungi; Ascomycota; Sordariomycetes; Glomerellales; Glomerellaceae
Product: Intracellular protein transport protein
Exons: 5
Coding region: 1-1659 (552 amino acids)
Biological process (GO): endoplasmic reticulum to Golgi vesicle-mediated transport; intracellular protein transport; transcytosis
Cellular component (GO): Golgi membrane; endoplasmic reticulum; cytoplasm
Source: RefSeq, a predicted model, not a curated record
AUGUUGCAUCUCGUCUUCGACAACUCGGAGGCCAAGAACAUGGCCAUGGCUGUUACCGAAGGCGACGAAAAGAACGGAGAGGAAGUCGUCACGAGUAUCCAGACGGUUGCUGCGCAUCUCAUCUCCGGACUGAACCGGGAGCAAGACAGCCGUGUUGUGGUAGGGUAUCUGAUGCUGCUCCUUGGCUGGCUUUUCGAAGACUUGGACGCCGUCAACGACUUUCUGGGAGAGGGGUCCAACACCCAGAGCCUUAUCCAGGCAGUGAACCACCCAUACCCAUCUGGCGAUGUUGUUCAGGGGCUCUGUGCCAUGUUACUUGGCGUGCUGUAUGAGUUCUCGACCAAGGACUCGCCGAUUCCCCGGGCCGAUCUUCAUAACAUCCUCCUCUCCCGUAUGGGACGCGAGCGGUAUAUCGACAAGAUGUCCAAGUUGAGAAGCGACCCGCUUAUAAGGGACUUUGAAGUCACUCCUCAAAAACUCGGCAACUUGGGCUCAGGCAAGCUGCCCGACGUGUACUUUGAUGCUACAUUUGUCGACUUCUUGAAGGACAAUUAUAGCCGCAUUCUCCGUAGUAUAGACCGGGAUCCUGGGUUGGAGAUUUCCGUGGUCUCGAACGGCAUUCAGAAGGGUGUUUCGCGGGAACUCGUCGACUCUCUUCGAGCUCAGUUAACGGAGAAGGACCAAGCUUUGCAGGAAGCGCAAGUCCGCGUCGAGACGAUUGGUCGUCAACUUGGCCAAGAACAAGCCGAUCAUCGGCGGACUCGGGAGACGACUGCCAUGGAGCUGGCUAGAAUUAAGCAAGUAAACGAGGGUAUGCAAAGACAGCACGAUGCAGAGCUGCGAAACCUGCAGAGCCGGGUUACGUCUCUCCAGGAAGAACACCAGAAGCAGGACGAACAAACCCGAAGAAAGACAGAGUCCCUCGUCGCAACACUCGAGCAACAGCACAAGAAACAGUUGGAUGAAGCUCAACGAAAGGCAGACGCUCAUGUCGCAGCUCUUGAACAACAGCACAAGAGGCGGCUGGAGGAGGUCCAGAGGGAUGCCACCUCUCGAGUCACGGCUCUAGAGCAAGAGCUCAGGAAACAGAUCGACCAAGCUCAGGAGAUUGCCAAGACACAAGCAGCCUCACAAUUGGAGGAGCAUCGCAAGCAGUUGGAGCAAGCGCGCAAGACGGCUGAGUCAGACGCUGAUCGUGUCCGCCACCGGGCCGAGGCCGACAUGGCAGACCUCAAGGCUACUAUCAGCCGACUUGAGGUUGAUCUCAUGAAGGCCAAGAAGACGAAGCUGCAGGAGAUACAAGCUGUGCGGGAAGAGCUAGAGGAGAAGGCACGAGAACAGGAAACCCUUGUAGUCAAACUCGAGGCCAACGCCAAGCAGCUUGAAAAGGACCUGCGUGAGACUCGGGAAAAGGCCAUGCAGGACGACAUGGCGGCUAAGAAAGCCGAGGAAGACCGAAAGACGACGCAAAAUGAGCUUGACGAUUUACUCAUGGUAUUUGGCGACCUCGAGGAAAAGGUGGCCAAAUACAAGGCAAAGCUCAGGGAACUCGGAGAGACCGUCUCCGACGGCGAAGAUGAGGACGAAGAUAGCGACGAGGAGGAAGAAAGGGACGAAGAUGAUGAAAAAGACGAGGCUAAGAGUGACGAUGGGAAAUAG